AUGAAAACAAUCUUCAUUCUCUCCCUGGCUGUCUGUUUUUUCGCUGUUCAAACCGAAUGUAACUCCGGUCCUGCGAUGAAUAGUUUGUUUCUAGAGGCUGCACAAACUUUUGGAAGUCUGAAAAUAUGCGCGACCAAAACCAAUGGAAUGGUGGAGGAAUAUUUCAAAGAAGAUGGUUUGGGUCAGAAGGUGAAUGAAGUUGUGCAUAUUCUUCUUCAACGACUUAAUAAACGUUUUAAAAGGAUUUGCUCAUGA
Schistosoma curassoni is the source of this 255-nucleotide messenger RNA. Lineage: Eukaryota; Metazoa; Platyhelminthes; Trematoda; Strigeidida; Schistosomatidae. The record is from the annotation of a GenBank genome assembly.